GAAAAUAAACCUCGCCUCAAAAAGUCAAGUGUCAACAGGUCAGGCCAUUCACGGCUCGAGCAUGAUCAACCUACAAAUCAUUCAUCCGCCAAACCGUAACGAUGUCUCCUAACCCCUAGCGACACGUUGUACUGCUGAAAAUUUUAACCAGAACGUCUCCUAAAUUAGCAUCACCGAGCUACAUAAGCACCGCUGAAAUGCCAACAAGAUCAUCCUCUCCACAGCCAAGACAACAGCAGAAGCAUCAGCAACAAAGAGCCAUCAUGGAGAAGAAGUUAUCGCCAUUGAUGGAUCUCAAUGCGCCGCUGGCCAUGGUGAUCCUCCUCCUGCUGCUCGCGUUCAUGGCGGGCGAGGCGGACGCGCAGGUGUUCUGCCGGUCCCAGUUCAACCUGGCCAACGAGGCGUGCAGCCUGAGGUCCUUCCCCGGCGCCAACCCGGCGCUGCCCCGGCGGCUGCUCAACGCGUCCUCGUCCGCCGGCUACGAGCUGCAGUCGGCCCGCGACGAGCACGGCGGCAGCGGCCAUGGCAGCGAGCACGGCAGGGAGCACAGAAGCGAGCACGGCAGCGGCGACCACGGCAGCAGCCACCACCACGGGCACCACGGGCACGUAGGAGGGGCCGACCCCUACGACACGGCGUGCUGCCGGCGCCUCAUGGGCAUCGACAAUGCCUGCAUCUGCCAGGCCAUGUCCUUCCUCCCGGUCUUCAUGAGCAGGGUCAAGCACGCCAUCAAGCUCACCCCCGUCCCCGGAUGCGACAUCUCCUUCGAGUGCGCCGCCGUCAACUGAACGCCCCCGGCCGCCCGCCGGAGCAGCCGAGGCAGUUAAACUGAAAAGUAGUGGUCUUGCAGCAAUUUUCCAUUUCCUGGUUACUAUCUUUGGCAACAACUCACAGCUUGUUAUACCCUUACAAGUUUUUUGUUAAGAAA
Lolium perenne is the source of this 928-nucleotide messenger RNA. RefSeq lists its product as uncharacterized. The record is from RefSeq and is a predicted model, not a curated record. Lineage: Eukaryota; Viridiplantae; Streptophyta; Magnoliopsida; Poales; Poaceae.